GGUGGAUUUUUUUUUAUUUUGGCUGUAAUGGAGAUCAGAAUGGAGGCAAAGAAAUACCGCAAAUUGUUCGUUGGAGGUCUUAGUCGAGAAACAAAUGAAAUUUCAUUGAAGACUUACUUCGAACAAUGGGGUAAAGUGCUUGACUGUGUUGUUGUAAGAAAUCCAGCAACGGGGGUAUCAAAAGGUUUCAGUUUUCUUGUAUUUAAGGAAGCUUCCACUUUGGACGAAAUACAAUCCAGUCGGCCUCACAUCAUAGAUAAUCGAUGUGUAGAAACAAGGCGAGCCAUGCCGUAUUAUAAGAACCCUGGUGAAUUACGGAAUAUUAUGGAAAUUUAUGCUGGAAGAUUUAGGAAAGACAUUCGUGAAGAAGAGAUUUGGAAAGUUUUCUCCAAUUACGGCUCUGUACAAAAACUGGAGUGGGUAAUAAACCAUGCUGGUAAAUACACCGGCUUUGUCUUUCUCUGCUUUGACGACAUCGAUUCUGUGGAUAAAUGUGUUUUACACAGUAAAAUUCAAGUAGAUGGAAGACAAAUUGUUGUAACUCGUGCAACAAGAAAGAAGUUGUAUUCUAAAAAUACUACACCUAAAAAUCCCACGCUCCUUCCGUCAAGUUUUCUUCGUACUACUUACCAGCCAUAUCUUCCAAAUAAACCUGGUUCCUAUGUGAAUCCUGGAGAUGAAAGCAACCCCAAUUUUCAAUAUCAGUCACCACCAGAAGAUAAUUAUAACCCGCAAACAGAUAAUAUACAGAGUAAUCCCUCUUAUCUACCACUGUUUUAUCCACAAAAUUUUCAUUACUUAACUCCAAAGAUUCCAUUUGUCGCUACUCCUUAUAGUAAUCAAAGUCAUGACAGUAAUCUCGAUUAUUUUACUGAGCAGCAGGAAUAUUCUGCGAUUGACCAUUACCCUAUGAAUUGGAACGAUACGUUUUUUUGCCGGUUACCCGGUGGUUAUUAAUAGUUGGGUCGAUUUAUAGCACGCUUAACAUUUAGAGAUUUAAAAAUGAAAAUAAUUACAAUAAACCUGGAGAUUUCUCUCAGAUUUUGUAAUUGAUGGAGGAUCACUUGACAACUGUUGAAAAUUACCAUUAUUUAACGCUAAAAAUCGAUAGAUUGAUUCACCAUCUCGAUCAAUGACUACUAAUGUCAAACGUAUCACGUUGUCCUGCUUGGAUUUAUUAACUUUACACACUUCAUCACUUACAUUUAUAAAUAUCUUUACCAAAUAUCCACUUUUCUUCACCUUGUACUGGUUUCAAAUAUAUUUUGUCAUAAAAAGAAAAGCAGGUUGGUUAACCAGGUUUUACAACUUCUGCUACAACCUUAAAGUUUGACAUCGGGAGAUCCGAUCAUUAAUUUUUAAUUUAAUUUUGUUGGCAGCUUUUGUAGAUUCAAUAUUUUAUUAAUUCUAUAUAAACAGUUAGCCUUUCUAAUGCAAUUUAAAUUGA
Messenger RNA from Octopus sinensis (East Asian common octopus), 1447 nucleotides. RefSeq names its product heterogeneous nuclear ribonucleoproteins A2/B1-like. Gene Ontology annotation, biological process: regulation of gene expression. Lineage: Eukaryota; Metazoa; Mollusca; Cephalopoda; Octopoda; Octopodidae. Gene Ontology annotation, cellular component: nucleoplasm. The transcript has a single exon. Gene Ontology annotation, molecular function: RNA binding. The record is from RefSeq and is a predicted model, not a curated record. Bases 28 to 957 code for a protein of 309 amino acids.